Alosa sapidissima (American shad) is the source of this 1946-nucleotide messenger RNA. RefSeq names its product potassium inwardly rectifying channel subfamily J member 12a (gene kcnj12a). The record is from RefSeq and is a predicted model, not a curated record. The transcript has a single exon. Gene Ontology annotation, biological process: regulation of monoatomic ion transmembrane transport; potassium ion import across plasma membrane. Lineage: Eukaryota; Metazoa; Chordata; Actinopteri; Clupeiformes; Clupeidae. Gene Ontology annotation, molecular function: inward rectifier potassium channel activity. Gene Ontology annotation, cellular component: plasma membrane. Bases 200 to 1522 code for a protein of 440 amino acids.
CAGUGAGACAGAGAGAAAAACAGAGUAAGAGACUGUUUUUGAAUGUGUGGGAGAGAGAGACUGUCAAUUGAAGUGACGGCAAAAAAAAAGUUGAAGAGCCCGCUGAGAGGUUGGAAGAGAACAUCACUGUGACUGACUGCGAGAGAGGAGCAAGAGAAAGAGAGAAAGAGAGAGAGAGAGAGAGAGAGAGAGAGGGAGGAUGAGUGUGGGGAGGAUCAGCCGUUAUAGCAUCGUCUCCUCUGAGGAGGAUGGCCUCCGUCUGACCACAAUGCACGGCGGCGGUGGCGGCGGCAUGAACGGCUUCGGCAACGGCAAGAUCCACACGCGGCGGAAAAGCCGCAACCGCUUCGUCAAGAAGAACGGCCAGUGCAACGUGCAGUUCACCAACAUGGACGAGAAGUCGCAGCGCUACCUGGCCGACAUCUUCACCACCUGCGUGGACAUCCGGUGGCGCUACAUGCUGGUGGUCUUCACGCUGGUGUUCGUGGUGAGCUGGCUGGCCUUCGGACUGGCCUUCUGGGCCAUCGCCCUCUUCCACGGGGACCUGGACAACCCGGCCGGGGACGACAACUUCACGCCAUGCGUGCUGCAGGUCAACGGCUUCGUGGCGGCGUUCCUUUUCUCCAUCGAGACGCAGACCACCAUCGGCUAUGGCUUCCGCUGCGUGACCGAGGAGUGUCCGGUCGCCGUCUUCCUGGUGGUCUUCCAGAGCAUCGUGGGCAGCAUCAUCGACUGCUUCAUGAUCGGCGCCAUCAUGGCCAAGAUGGCGCGGCCCAAGAAGCGCGCCCAGACGCUGCUCUUCUCCCACAAUGCCGUGGUGGCCAUGCGCGACGGCAAGCUCUGCCUCAUGUGGCGCGUGGGCAACCUGCGCAAGAGCCACAUCGUGGAGGCGCACGUGCGCGCCCAGCUCAUCAAGCCGCGCGUCACCGAGGAGGGCGAGUACAUCCCGCUGGACCAGCUGGACAUCAACGUGGGCUUCGACAAGGGCCUGGACCGCAUCUUCCUGGUGUCGCCGCUCACCAUCCUGCACGAGAUCGACGAGGAGAGCCCGCUGUACGGCGUCGGCAAGCAGGACCUGGAGACCGCCGACUUCGAGAUCGUGGUCAUCCUGGAGGGCAUGGUGGAGGCCACGGCCAUGACGGCACAGGCACGCAGCUCCUACCUGGCCAGCGAGAUCCUGUGGGGCCACCGCUUCGAGCCGGUGCUCUUCGAGGAGAAGAACCAGUACAAGGUGGACUACUCGCACUUCCACAAGACCUACGAGGUGCCCAGCACGCCGCGCUGCAGCGCCAAGGACAUGGUGGAGAGCAAGUACCUGGUGCCGGCCGCCAACGCCUUCUGCUACGAGAACGAGCUGGCCUUCCUCAGCCGCGAGGAGGAGGAUGAGGAGGAGCAGGAGAGGAGCCGGGCGGUGGGCGGCGGGGAACGCGCGCUGCCCGGCAUUAGCCCUGACCGGACCAGCCGCCUGCAGACGCCGCGGCCCCACGAACAGAGGUCGUACCGCCGCGAGUCGGAGAUAUGACACCCUGACGACGCUAGGACACCCUGACGACGGCCCCGCUCCUAGAGUCCGUCUGUGUGGCGUUUGUCUCGCGAGUCCAAAAACAAAACAAAACAAAACAAAACAAAACAUGCAGAACAAUGCAAAGUGCCAUAGAGGGGAGUUGGACAAGCACAGAGUGUGUGACAGAUACACUGGAAAAAGAGAAGGGCAGGUUGUCAUGGUGAGUAGGAGAACACACACAGGACACAGUGGACUGUGGGGACUAACGGGAGAGGACAGGAGAGAAUAGCCGACACUAUGAUGCACCAGGGGACGAGGGGGCCUGAAGGACACUAAUAAUCCUGCAAGGAAAACUUGAAUAUUUCCUCUGUUUUUUUCCAUGAAGGUAGUUUCGACACAUACAAGAACGUCUCUAGGUUAUGUAAAUAUAUCACAUAGAUAA